GAGCAACAGAUAACAUCAGUAGAUGGUCACCAUACACCAUGAACCAUAAAUUUCUUCGAGCAGCACUUGUCCUCCUAACCUCAGGGUUUUGCUGUGGGGAUGGUGUAAUUCCUGUUGACCUCAAUAAUGCAUUGGUAGGAGGGAACGUCACCUUCAAAACAUCGAUAAAACCAGACCAUAACCAGACGUUUUUGGCUGUGUCUUGGGCUGUCAAUCACUCCAGUAUAAUAACCUCAACCAGUUCGGAGGUGAUAGGACCAGGCUAUGAGGGCAGGGUCAUCCUGAAUAGAGCUACAGGAUCUCUGGAGCUCAGAAAUGUGACUGAAGAGGACAGCGGGGAAUAUGAGUUGAGCAUUACGCCAAAUGGAGGAGCACAGAUUCAGGGAAGUACCAAGCUGAAGGUGUACCCUAAAGUAUCAACACCUACCAUGAACUGUCCUGCUGAUCGUUUAAUUGAGGACCGAAGCUCUGUUAACUUGACCUGUGAUGCUGAAGGCGUCUUUACCAGGGAGUGGGUUAAGGAUGGUCAACCUGUGCUUUCUGGUGACAGAUUCACCAUAUCUGAGGGCGGCAGAGUUUUGACUAUCAAACCUAUAAAGAGAGAAGACACUGGACUGUUUAUGUGCAACAUCAGCAACGCUGUCAGUUUUGAAACAGCAAAAUGCAGCCUCACAGUCAAUUAUGGACCAGACAAACCAACAAUCAUCCAGAAUCCAGAAACAGCAGCAGAAGAUAAUAAAGUUACUCUUACAUGCACUGCUGACUCCUUUCCAAAUGCAACAUUUACCUGGAUGUUCAAUGAGAAGAAGCGUGAUGGUUCUGUGUAUGAGAUCAGUGAGCUGGAGGAGGAGCACUUGGGGAAUUACAAAUGCUUUGCCCGUAAUGAUGUCACUGGCUUGGAGGUCUCUAAUGUCCACACCCUGAAAGCUUCCUCUGCAGCCAUCGAUGGUUCAGUGUCCAUGAUGGUGACCUCUGCCCUGACCUUGGUGGCCCUCACGCUGGCCUAAAAACUGAACUUUAUCUUGUGGGACGUUGAUGUCGUCAAACAAAAUCAUGUUGAUCUCUGAUUGUAUUAAUGUUUUACAUCUUCUCUCUGGGUUUAGCGUUACUGUGUUGUCUCUUGGAAAUUUUUGUGUUCAGCUGAAACAAACCUGUGAGUGAUAAUGGUAAUGAUGUGUGAUUUGUUUUUGCUUCAGCAGUAUUUGCCUGUGUUCUUCAGUGAUUUGCAACCAUUGCUGUUUUUGGAAGCCUCAAU
Messenger RNA from Myripristis murdjan (pinecone soldierfish), 1255 nucleotides. RefSeq names its product carcinoembryonic antigen-related cell adhesion molecule 1-like. The coding region runs from base 39 to 1007 and encodes 322 amino acids. NCBI's taxonomy places the organism in Eukaryota, Metazoa, Chordata, Actinopteri, Holocentriformes, Holocentridae. The transcript is spliced from 5 exons. The record is from RefSeq and is a predicted model, not a curated record.